AUGGACUUUGGCUACACCAUGAAAGCUUUGAGAAGCAAGAAGAAGACACAAAGCCAAAUCUCAUAUGGACUUUGGCUACACCAUGAAAGCUUUGAGAAGGAAGAAGAAGACACAAAGCCAAAGACUCAUAUGGACUUUGGCUACACCAUGAAAGCUUUGAGAAGCAAGAAGAAGGUUGUAAAAGAACUUAAACCGCAACCGGAUCUUAAAGGAGUAAGAAUUGUAUCCUUGUUAGAAGACACAAAGACAAAGACUCAUAUGGAAUUUGGCUACACCAUGAAAGCUUUGAGAAGCAAGAAGAAGGUUGAACUUAAACCGCAACCCGAUCUUAAAAGCCGUAAGAAUUGUAUCCUUGUUAGAAGACACAAAGCCAAAGAAUCAUACGGACUUUGGCUACACCAUGAAAGCUUUGAGAAGCAAGAAGAAGAUACAAAGCCAAAGACUCAUACGGACUUUGGCUACACCAUGAAAGCUUGGAUAAGAUACAAAGCCAAAGACUCAUACGGACUUUGGAUACACCAUGAAAGCUUUGAGAAGCUAGAAGAAGCUUGCCUAAGUAGUGUUUCCUUGUUAGAAGACACAAAGCCAAGGACUCAUAUGGACUUUGGGCUACACCAUGAAAGCUUUGAGAAGCAACAAGAAGAUACAAAGCCAAAGACUCAUACGGACUUUGACUACACCAUGAAAGCUUUGAGAAGCAAGAAGAAGGUUGAACUUAAACCGCAACCGGAUCUUAAAGGCGUAAGAAUUGUAUCCUUGUUAGAAGACACAAAGCCAAAGACUCAUAUGGACUUUGGCUACACCAUGAAAGCUUUGAGAAGCAAGAAGAAGGUUGAUACAAAGCCAAAGAUUCAUACGGAUUUUGACUACACCGUGAAAGCCUUGAGAAGCAAGAAGAAGGUUGACACAAAGCCAAAGACUCAUAUGGACUUUGGCUACACCAUGAAAGCUUUGAGAAGCAAGAAGACGGUUGACAUAAAGCCAAAGACUCAUAUGGACUUUGGUUACACCAUGAAAUCAUUGAGAAGAAAGAAGAAGGUUGAACUUAAACAGCAACCGGAUCUUAAAGGCGUAAGAAUUGUAUCCUUAUUAGAAGACACAAAGCCAAAGACUCAUAUGGACUUUGGCUACACCAUGAAAGCUUUGAUAAGCAAGAAGAAGGUUGACACAAAGCCAAAGACUCAUAUGGACUUUGGCUACACCAUGAAAGCUUUGAGAAGCAAGAAGAAGGUUGAUACAAAGCCAAAGACUCAUACGGACUUUGACUACACCAUGAAAGCUUUGAGAAGCAAGAAGAAGGUUAACACAAAGCCAAAGACUCAUAUGGACUUUGGCUACACCGUGAAAGCUUUGAGAAGCAAGAAGAAGGUUGAAAACACAAAGCCAAAGACUCAUAUGGACUUUGGUUACACCAUGAAAGCUUUGAGAAGCAAGAAGAAGGUGGAACUUAAACCGCAACCGGAUCUUAAAGGCGUAAGAAUUGUAUCCUUGUUAGAAGACACAAAGCCAAAGACUCAUAUGGAAUUUGGCUAUACCAUGAAAGCUUUUAGAAGCAAGAAGAAGGUUGACACAAAGCCAAAGACUCAUAUGGACUUUGGCGACACAAUGAAAGCUUUAAAAAGCAAGAAGAAUGUUGAACUUAAACCGCAACCCGAUCUUAAAAGCCUAAGUAGUGAUUCCUUGUUAGAAGAUACAAAGCCAAAGACUCAUACGGACUUUGACUACACCAUGAAAGCUUUGAGAAGCAAGAAGAAGGUUGGCGUAAGAAUUGUAUCCUUGUUAGAAGACACAAAGCCAAAGACUCAUAUGGACUUGGGCUACACCAUGAAAGCUUUGAGAAGCAAGAAGAAGGUUGAAGAUACAAAGCCAAAGAUUCAUACGGAUUUUGGCUACACCAUGAAAGCCUUGAGAAGCAAGAUGAAGGUUGACACAAAGCCAAAGACUCAUAUAGACUUUGGCUACACCAUGAAAGCUUUGAGAAGCAAGAAGAAGGUUGACACAAAGCCAAAGACUCAUAUGGACUUUGGUUACACCAUGAAWGCUUUGAGAAGCAAGAAGAAGGUUGACACAAAGCCAAAGACACAUAUAGACUUUGGCUACACCAUGAAAGCUUUCAGAAGCAAGAAGAAGGUUGACACAAAGCCAAAGACUCAUAUGGACUUUGCCUACACCAUGAAAGCUUUAAAAAGAAAGAAGAAUGUUGAUACAAAGCCAAAGACUCAUACGGACUUUGACUACACCAUGAAAGCUUUGAGAAGCAAGAAGAAGGUUGACACAAAGCCAAAGACUCAUAUGGACUUUGGUUACACCAUGAAAGCUUUGAGAAGCAAGAAGAAGGUUGAUACAAAGCCAAAGACUCAUACGAACUUUGACUACACCAUGAAAGCUUUGAGAAGCAAGAAGAAGGUUAACACAAAGCCAAAGACUCAUAUGGACUUUGGCUACACCGUGAAAGCUUUGAGAAGCAACAAGAAGGUUGACACAAAGCCAAAGACUCAUAUGGACUUUGGUUACACCAUGAAAGCUUUGAGAAGCAAGAAGAAGGUUGACACCAAGCCAAAGACUCAUAUAGACUUUGGCUACACCAUGAAAGCUUUCAGAUGCAAGAAGAAGGUUGACACAAAGCCAAAGACUCAUAUGGACUUUGCCUACACCAUGAAAGCUUUAAAAAGAAAGAAGAAUGUUGCCAAAGACUCGGACUUUGACUACACCAUGAAAGCUUUGAGAAGCAAGAAGAAGGUUGAACUUAAACCGCAACUGGAUCUUAAAGGCGUAAGAAUUGUAUCCUUGUUAGAAGACACAAAGCCAAAGACUUAUAUGGACUUUGGCUACACCAUGAAAGCUUUGAGAAGCAAGAAGAAGGUUGACACCAAGCCAAAGACUCAUAUAGACUUUGGCUACACCAUGAAAGCUUUCAGAUGCAAGAAGAAGGUUGACACAAAGCCAAAGACUCAUAUGGACUUUGCCUACACCAUGAAAGCUUUAAAAAGAAAGAAGAAUGUUGCCAAAGACUCGGACUUUGACUACACCAUGAAAGCUUUGAGAAGCAAGAAGAAGGUUGAACUUAAACCGCAACUGGAUCUUAAAGGCGUAAGAAUUGUAUCCUUGUUAGAAGACACAAAGCCAAAGACUCAUAUGGACUUUGGCUACACCAUGAAAGCUUUGAGAAGCAAGAAGAAGGUUUAUACAAAGCCAAAGAUUCAUACGGAUUUUGACUACACCAUGAAAUACAUGAGAAGCAAGAAGAAGGUUGACACAAAGCCAAAGACUCAUAUGGACUUUGGCUACACCAUGAACGCUUUGAGAAGCAAGAAGAAGGUUGACACAAAGCCAAAGACUCAUAUGGACUUUGGUUACACCAUGAAAGCUUUGAGAAGCAAGAAGAAGGUUGAACUUAAACCGCAACCGGAUCUUAAAGGCGUAAGAAUUGAAUCCUUAUUAGAAGACACAAAGCCAAAGACUCAUAUGGACUUAGGCUACACCAUGAAAGCUUUGAGAAGCAAGAAGAAGGUUGACACAAAGCCAAAGACUCAUAUGGACUUUGGCUACACCAUGAAAGCUUUGAGAAGCAAGAAGAAGGUUGACACAAAGCCAAAGACUCAUAUGGGCUUUGGCUACACCAUGAAAGCUUUGAGAAGCAAAAAGAAGGUUUGUUAG
Arabidopsis thaliana (thale cress) is the source of this 3657-nucleotide messenger RNA. RefSeq lists its product as uncharacterized. The transcript has 46 exons. NCBI's taxonomy places the organism in Eukaryota, Viridiplantae, Streptophyta, Magnoliopsida, Brassicales, Brassicaceae. The record is from RefSeq and is marked reviewed. The coding region runs from base 1 to 3657 and encodes 1218 amino acids.